Pneumocystis carinii B80 is the source of this 1463-nucleotide messenger RNA. RefSeq lists its product as hypothetical. NCBI's taxonomy places the organism in Eukaryota, Fungi, Ascomycota, Pneumocystomycetes, Pneumocystales, Pneumocystaceae. Bases 39 to 1442 code for a protein of 467 amino acids. The transcript has 2 exons. The record is from RefSeq and is a predicted model, not a curated record. Gene Ontology annotation, biological process: DNA repair; DNA replication. Gene Ontology annotation, cellular component: nucleus; Slx1-Slx4 complex.
AAAGUUCAGAUCUUUAAAUAAAAAAAGCAUAAUAUAAUAUGAAUAACUGCAAAAAAGAAAAUGAUAAUUGUAGAAAAAGGAUUAAAAAAUCUGAAAAAACAGGAAAAACAAAAGUUUUAUCUAAGUCAGUAAUUUCUCCAAAUUCUGCUUUAGAUAGGAUUUCUAAUCAAAAAUUAAUAUUUAAUCUUUCAGCAGAUCUUAAGAUUAAUCAAGAAAAUCCCUUUUUUAUUGAAAAAAAUAGGAAAUUAUAUACAUCACCAUUUAUCAAAAAUAUCAUGAAUAAAAGAAGUAAAAAUUUAUGGGAAGCAGUUAGUAGAGAUUUAAAUGGCGAGUUAAUUGGAGAAAAAAAUGAUUUUUUUUCAAAAAAAAGUGAAAAAAGUCCCCAGAAUUCAGUACAAUGUUUAGAAUUUUCUGAAAUUUCGAAAUCUAGUACAAAUCCUAGUCUUUUCAUUGAUCAUAAACAUAAUAUGAAAAAAAAAAAUAUGGAUAACUGCUCUAAACCUAAUUUUAUUACUAUUAAUUCAUCUGGAUCUGAUGAGGAAUUGUUAUUAAGUCAUGAUAGUAGUUCAGUAGAAAAAUAUCAUGGAGAAAUAUAUGAACCUUCUAUAGUUAAUUCUAAUGAACCGGGAAUGUGUUCUUUAUUACUAGCAGAAGAUUCUAAUUUGGAUAAAAAUCAAAAAAUUGAUUUAAAAAACCUAAAGGCCAAAAAAUAUACAUUUUUUGCAGAAGAUAAUCUGGAAUUAAUUAAUAAAACUUUAGAUAGUUCUCUUUACAUAAAAAGUCUUAACGAAAACAUGUCUUCAAAAAUUAUGAAAAAUGAUAUAAAUAAUGAUAUAUUAGAUGAAUACGAAUUGGAAAUAAGGAAAAAUCCAUAUGUUACUGAAAAAAAAGAUUUAGUCAAAGCAAUAGAAACGAAGCAUAUUUUUCAUCCUGAGAAAAUUACAAUGCCUGAUUUUCAGAAUUACACACUUAUUCAAUUACAGUCUGAGGUUUCAAAAUAUGGUUUUAAAAUAAUGCGUUCACGAAAAACGAUGAUUGAUUUAUUAGUUAAAUGUUGGGAGCUAUCUAAUUCUUCAGGGCAAAAACAAUUAAUUAAGAAUGAUAAAUAUAACAAUUGUGCAUUUUCUCAAACUUUUAGUAAUACUUUAUUAGAACAAAGUGUUACGGGUACAUUAGAAAAUUGUACAUUGUUAGCGCAUUUGGAUAGUAAUUUACAGGAUAUUUUUUUGACUAUUACAAAAAUUCUUAAAAGUACAGUUGGUGAAAUAUAUUGGUUUAAAAUAUUACGUUAUGAACCAAUUGUUCUUGAGCAGUUUAUUAAAUGGUUGUUUGAACAGAAUAUAGUUACUACACUUGACAUUGUUAAACAAUAUUGUAAUAUAUAUGGUAUAUGUUGUGUACAUCUUAAAACCAAUCGUGGUUUUGCAAGAAAGUAUUUAUAAAAAUUCUUAAUAGCAUUGUAU